Gastrolobium bilobum is the source of this 894-nucleotide messenger RNA. RefSeq names its product adenylate isopentenyltransferase 5, chloroplastic-like. The record is from RefSeq and is a predicted model, not a curated record. Gene Ontology annotation, molecular function: tRNA dimethylallyltransferase activity. NCBI's taxonomy places the organism in Eukaryota, Viridiplantae, Streptophyta, Magnoliopsida, Fabales, Fabaceae. Gene Ontology annotation, biological process: tRNA modification; cytokinin biosynthetic process. Gene Ontology annotation, cellular component: mitochondrion. The transcript has a single exon. The coding region runs from base 1 to 894 and encodes 297 amino acids.
AUGGCUUUCCCUUGUUCUGCAUCCCUUUCCAAGAAGGUUCUCUUCAUAAUGGGUUCAACUGGCACCGGAAAAACCAAACUUUCCAUCAACUUGGGCAUGCAAUUUCCCUCUGAAAUUAUCAACUCUGACAAAAUCCAAGUAUACAAGGGUCUUGACAUUGUAGUGAACAAGAUACCAAAAUCUGAACGUUGUGGCAUUCCCCAUCACUUGUUAGAUGUCAUUGAAAAUCUUGAUUAUGACUUCACUGUUGAUGACUUUUGCAAGCAGGCAAUUGCUGCUAUUGAUCUCAUUCAUGAAAAUGGGCACUUGCCCAUAAUUGUUGGAGGCUCCAAUAACUAUUUAGAAGCACUAGUGGAGGACCCCAACAAUGCAUUUCGUUCCAAAUAUGAAUGUUGCUUCAUUUGGCUUCAUGUGUCUUUGCCUGUGUUAUUUCAAUACUUAGACAAAAGGGUUGAUGAAAUGGUGGAUGCAGGGCUUGUGGAUGAGAUUCGAAGAGCUUUUGUCCCUGGAGCAGAUUACUCUAAUGGGAUUAGAAGAGCCAUUGGAAUUCCUGAGUUUGAACAAUAUAUUCUGGUGGAGAAAGAAACAAAUGAUGAGGCUUAUAGACAAAAGAUAUUUCACGAUGCAAUUAAGAAAACUAAAGAAAAUACUCGUGUGUUGGCUGAAGUUCAACUUGGGAAGAUCCAAAGGCUAAAUGAUGAGCUUGGAUGGGGAAUGAACAUGAUUGAUUCUACUGAAGUGUUUGAGGCUAUUUUAAAAGGAGAAAAUUAUAAGGAUUUGUACCAAGAGAUUGUAUCUGAUCCAAGCAUGGAUAUAGUGAAAAGGUUUCUAGAGGAGACAACAGAAGACCUUACAAGUUACCAAAAUGGUGAAGAAGCAGAAAAUUGUGCUUAA